Molecule: messenger RNA, 858 nt
Organism: Penicillium mononematosum
Lineage: Eukaryota; Fungi; Ascomycota; Eurotiomycetes; Eurotiales; Aspergillaceae
Exons: 4
Coding region: 1-858 (285 amino acids)
Biological process (GO): actomyosin structure organization; mitotic cytokinesis
Cellular component (GO): cytoplasm; myosin II complex
Molecular function (GO): myosin heavy chain binding; cytoskeletal motor regulator activity; calcium ion binding
Source: RefSeq, a predicted model, not a curated record
AUGGCCAACAAUCCCACAUUCAAACCAUCCCCGUUAUCCUUUGGGUCGCCGAGGGCAUCCCCGUUCCGGCGCCCGUCCACUCCAAACUCCCCGCCCUCAGCCAGUCGUACAGGAGGGACACCGGGGAGCUCUCCUAGUCGGGCAUAUACACCUAUGGUGUCUCCCAGCAAGCUCAAUCAAUCAUAUACAGUGGAGGAUGCCGAACUUUGGAAGAGAGCUCUCUCCUUCCCCACGAAAGGAGCACGGUCGCCAGGCAGCUCAUCCCCAAUCCUUGGGACAAGGAAGAGUGGCUUUACAGGCCCAGCAGGCGAUGCGGCUGGAAAGCUACCGGCACAACAAGUGAGGGAGAUCAGAGAGGCUUUCCAGGUUCUCGAUCGGGAUAAUGAUGGGCUUGUGGACAAAGAUGAUGUGAUUGAUGUGCUGACAACCUUGGGCCAAGACUCAUCCCCCUCGACGCUCUCGCGCUUCUUCCCACCAGGAGCAGGCCAGACUAUGAACUUCCCAACCUUUUUGAAUACACUUUCUGAGCUGAUGGCAGCAAUGUCACCUCCACAAGAGCUUCUCAACGCUCUUGCUGCGUUUGACGACGAUGACAACGGGCAAAUUGACGCCGCUGAAUUACGUGAUGCUUUAUUGCAUACUUCCCCAGAAGAUGGAGAGGAACGAUUGACUGAAAGACAGAUCGAUGAAGUCUUCAGUGGGUUUAUAGGGCGCCCAGCUUUUAUUGGUCGGGGAGCGAAGUCAGGCGGGAUGGGGAAGAGAGGCGAGGUUUUCCAGUAUCACGACUUUGUGCGCAGCGUCAUGGGUGGGGAGAAUGGAAACAGUUCGAAACGUGAAGGAGAGGCAGCACAUGUAUGA